GUGCAUACAUAAUCAAUGAAUGUUGUAAUAAAAGAAAUAGUAAAUUCAAUUUACACGAAUGUUUAAUAUAAAACGAAUUAUAAUGUAUUAUUUAGCGAAUUCAUUAUAAAAUGAAUUAGUUGAAAUAGAUUAUAGCAAAAAUUUAACCGUAAAUAGAGUAUAUCGUAGACCGAGCAAUCUAAAAUGGCAGACUUUUGUUUACAAUUUUUUAGCAUUUAUAUUAACAGGAAAGAGAUUCGUUAAAAAAUAGUCUGAAAAUAUUUUGGAUAAACUCGUCAUAAUGUUUAUUGGAAAAAAAGAAGUGUUUACACGGUUGAUAUUGACUGGUGCUAUAGGCAUUUGUUCGUCCAUGGGUGAUCAGGGUUUAAAGUAUGGGAAAUCUGCUGUGUCACGUGCGAUAUUUGACAAUAUUACUCAUGCAAUUGUUGGUGGCCUCACUUGGGCAGUUAUUUUAAACUUAUUCAAAAAGUCGCUUACACAAAACUUGUCGAAUAUUUUUUGCUGUUUCUUCUUAUCGUCUGUCAUUGAUGUAGAUCAUUUUAUUGCAGCAUGGAGCUGGGAUUUAAACGAUGCCACACAUCUGAAGAAGCGACCAUUCUUACAUUGUACAACAGUUCCUAUCGUAAUAUGGACUCUUCUCAACUUGUAUUCGAGCAUGUUUAAUCAUCCAAAGUCGAGCUAUUAUGCUUGGAUGAUUUUGGCCAGUUUUUUGAGUCAUCAUAUACGCGAUGGCACGCGAAGAGGUUUAUGGUUCUGUCCUAUAGGUUCUACCGAGCCCAUUCCUUAUUAUCUGUAUUUAUGUAUGAGUAUGAUGCUUCCCCACGUGUUGCAAUGGUUGAUGAUAAUGCCUGCACACGAGACAAAGAUUCACAGCAAUAUAACAUUUCACAAUGUAGUGUAAAUAAUGUAAAAACAUCAUCCUCUUUUGUAUUUAUAUACAAAUAAUUGUACAUACCCAAAGAUGAAAUUCAUGUAUUCAUUGCGCCACUAGAACGGGUGAGAAUACAUGAUGUAUUUUUUGUAUAAUAUUUAUACUUUUAUAAAGAUACUAGAUUCUACUAAAAGAGAUUUAAGAAAGAUCUGUUAAAUCGAUUAGAAACUUUUGUUAUGUAUUUUUAUAAAUUCUUAAAAUAUAAUGGAAUUCGAAAUUCUAA
Megalopta genalis is the source of this 1154-nucleotide messenger RNA. RefSeq names its product transmembrane protein 267. NCBI's taxonomy places the organism in Eukaryota, Metazoa, Arthropoda, Insecta, Hymenoptera, Halictidae. The record is from RefSeq and is a predicted model, not a curated record.